CCCACUUCCCUUACCGCCCAGAAGGACUUGAGUGGUUUCCGCUACUUCUCAGAUUCUAGCGGGGUGCGAUGGGGAUUCCUAGUUGAAGCCAGCCUCAUGCACUGCUCCUUGUUCCCACAGCGCUGUCCCAAGCUCUUCUGGGCCAGGAUCCAGAACGAGGGUCCUGAAAGCAUAGGCAGGUCACAAACCCUCACAGUUGGAAAGAACAUUAGCCCAUGGUUAGGGUUCCUCAUGACUUUUGGGACCCACCUGUGGGACUCAGGCUGGCCAGGUCGUCUGAGCUCCAGGAGAGCCCUGCGUUUGCAGGGUGUUCCAGACCCAGUUAGAGUAAGUGAGCAUGGCCGAGCAGGAGCCCACAGCUGAGCAGCUAGCACAGAUUGCAGCCGAGAAUGAGGAGGACGAGCACUCGGUCAACUAUAAGCCCCCCGCCCAGAAGAGUAUCCAGGAGAUCCAGGAGCUGGACAAGGAUGAUGAGAGUCUGCGCAAGUACAAGGAGGCCCUGUUGGGCCGUGUAGCUGUGUCUGCUGACCCCAACGUCCCCAAUGUUGUUGUGACCCGCCUGACCCUGGUGUGUAGCACAGCCCCCGGCCCCCUGGAGCUGGACCUGACAGGUGAUCUGGAGAGCUUCAAGAAGCAGUCCUUUGUGCUGAAGGAGGGCGUGGAGUACCGGAUAAAAAUUUCUUUCCGAGUGAACCGGGAGAUCGUGUCCGGCAUGAAGUACAUCCAGCACACGUACAGGAAAGGCGUCAAGAUUGACAAGACCGACUACAUGGUGGGGAGCUACGGGCCCCGGGCAGAGGAGUACGAGUUUCUGACGCCCAUGGAGGAGGCGCCCAAGGGCAUGCUGGCCCGAGGCAGCUACAACAUCAAGUCCCGCUUCACAGACGAUGACAAGACCGACCACCUGUCGUGGGAGUGGAGCCUCACCAUCAAGAAGGACUGGAAGGACUGAGCCCCGGGGGGCGGGCCUUCGGACAGACGGACGGACGGACCUGUCUGACGCGCCCCACCCCCACCGCCCCCACCCCAUCCCAGCCCCCUACCAAAGUGCUGACAGGCCUGCCCCCCCUCCCCCCACCCGCCCGCGGGCCCCCAGCCUCCUCCUCCUCCCCGGCGGCCUUGCCUUGCUGCUUCUGCCUGCGCUGGGGGGGUAGAGAGGGGAGGGAGCCUGCACCUCAGGCCUCCACCUCCCUUUCCGUACCCCUUCAGGUUCCCUCCCACCCGUCCUAACCCGACUUGAGGCCCCGGCUUUUCCAAGGGAACCUCGUGGCCUUGGCAGUUGCCCUGAAUCCUGUUCUUCGGGGGUGGGGUGGGGUGGGGUGCAUGAUUGGAGGCCUCUUGGGGGCCGGCCACCCUCCUGCUUUCACCUGUCCCCGGUCAGUUCAUCCAUCGCUGUCAGUAACCGUCUAACCAUGAUGCCUUAACAUGUGGAACGUGUGCUGUGGGGGCCGUCACUAACCUCUAAACCCCCCCUCCCCACCCACCCCCCCCCCCGUGUCUGCAUGAGCAUGUGGUCUCCCUGGUCCCCGCCCCAUCUGCGAUCCCCGUGGCCCCGGGAAGUGUGUGGGAUGUGCUGCUGCUCCCCUGCCCGCCAGGGCCUCGCCGGCCCCCUCCCCCGGCCAGGGCUGUGGGGACGGCUCCAGGGGCUCUGGGAAAGCCAAAUUGCCAAAACUGAAGUUGCCUCCGUUCCCAUCCGGGAGGCCGGGUGUCCUCACGCCUCUGCCUUCUUUGUCCCGGUGGGCGGCGCUGGAGCCCACAGCCCCAGCAGACGGCCCUCGCCGGACAGAGCCAGUGGCCGAGCCUUAUGUGUCCCACCCGGGCCUGCCGGCCCGGGGUCGCGUGCCUGGCCCAUCAGUAUUUAUUGCCUCCAUAUGUGCCGUCCUCUGGGCCCCCUGGCCUGCCACCUCUGCCCCCAGGCUCGGUGCCACCGUCCCCGGCAGGCCCUCCCCACACCCAGCCAGGACAACCGUGGGACCAAGCGCGCACAGUCGGAGCCCUCCCCUGUGCCUCCCCUCCCCGACCUUCCCCGUGCCCCCUCUCCCUGUCAGGACGGGGCCUAGAACGCCCAGGAGCCUGAACCUGCUUCUCCUUUUCUGACCGGGAAAUAAACUCCCCCAAAGGA
Neofelis nebulosa (Clouded leopard) is the source of this 2122-nucleotide messenger RNA. It is a transcript of the gene ARHGDIA, whose product is annotated as Rho GDP dissociation inhibitor alpha. Gene Ontology annotation, molecular function: Rho GDP-dissociation inhibitor activity; protein binding. The record is from RefSeq and is a predicted model, not a curated record. Gene Ontology annotation, biological process: Rho protein signal transduction. Gene Ontology annotation, cellular component: cytosol; cytoplasm; membrane. The coding region runs from base 338 to 952 and encodes 204 amino acids. NCBI's taxonomy places the organism in Eukaryota, Metazoa, Chordata, Mammalia, Carnivora, Felidae. The transcript is spliced from 6 exons.